Molecule: messenger RNA, 1968 nt
Organism: Thermothielavioides terrestris NRRL 8126
Lineage: Eukaryota; Fungi; Ascomycota; Sordariomycetes; Sordariales; Chaetomiaceae
Exons: 4
Coding region: 1-1968 (655 amino acids)
Biological process (GO): RITS complex assembly; regulation of transcription by RNA polymerase II; regulatory ncRNA-mediated heterochromatin formation
Cellular component (GO): SAGA complex
Source: RefSeq, a predicted model, not a curated record
AUGGAGUCGCGCAAAGAAGAGGAGGCUACCAUCAAGGUUGCCUCGGCCAAGAAAUCCGUCCCGCCCUCCCGGCCGCAGUCGUUCGGUAAAAUCAAGCUGAAGAAGGCCGCGCCGAAGCAGGCCAAGCCCGGCAAUUGGAAGGAGGCCAAUGUCCUUGUUGAAGAUGGCGCGAUCAACGCCGCAUCCCCCGGCCCCGUCAUCAACCAGCUCGGGGACUCGAGCCGCGAGACGUUCAGCACGGGCCGCCCUCUCGAAGACCCUCCCGACAUGUUCCAGUGCAAGCACUGCAAGAAGGGGAUCACGCGAACAGCCGCCAAGGACCACAUUGCCCAGUGUCUCAGGAUCAAGAAGGAGAAGGCCCAGCGCAAGAAGGAAGCCCGCGAGGCACGCGAGCGGCUGAAGGAGGCCGCCAGGGAGGAGGAAGCGCGCAAGGCAGAAGAGGACGGCGCCGCUCGUGGCGGCGACGACGACAGUGACGACGACGACGAGCGAAAAGACGGCGACGGGAAGACAGCCGGCAAGGCAAAGAAGACCAACGUUGCCGGCAAGAAGCGGAAGGCAGAGGGCGAGCUUGAUAAGGGGAAGGUGAAGAAGAAGAAGGACGAGCCGAAGCCGAAGACGGCGAAGCCCAAGGGCCCCGUGGACGUCGAGAGGCAGUGCGGCGUGCUGCUGCCCAACGGCCAGCCCUGCGCACGGUCUCUGACCUGCAAGAGCCAUAGCAUGAGCGCGAAAAGGGCCGUGCCGGGCCGGUCGCUGCCGUACAACAUGCUUCUCGCUGCCUACCAGAAGAAGAACCAGGCCAAGCAGCAGAAGGCCGCCAUUGAUGCCAACGCCCCCUUAGAAGACGAGGACGACGUCGACGGUGCUGCGGUCGACAGCGACGAGGAGACGGCCGCCGUCAUGACGGCCCUGGCCGGCUGGCACCCGCAGCCGGUCGUGCCGCAGCCCGUGUUCGCGCCGACGAAGCGGCAGUACCAAUUAGCUCGCCUCCACGAGCAACUACAGACUGCCACCAACGGCGGCCGGGUCAACAUCUUCAAGGUGGUCGGCUUCGGCGCCCAGCGGCUGCCCGAGGGCCAUCCCGGGCUCUUCGACUACGACGACGCGCCGGCCGAUCCCGACCCCGCCAUGGCCGGUGGCGACUUCUCGCGGCGAUCCUCGAGCUACAGCCUCGGUGGGCCGCCGCAGCGACGGCCCCGCCUCAUCCCCACCGCCGCUACCGCCGCCGCCGCCUACCCCGCCUCCGUCGCGAGCAGCCCACCAUUCCCCACCCCGGAGGCCCGAGGGGCCCGGUUCACGGCUGCCACCACACACACGGAGCACCUUGCCCAACAGCGCCAUCACCAACAGCAAGCUCGCGCCGCGCCGUUGAUCCCCACCGCAACAAGCCCGGCCCGUCACCCUAGCAAAGCGGCGCAGAUCUUCCAGCGGAUCAACCCAGAGGCUCAGGCCCGCGAUGGCCAGGCGAAGACGGGAGCGCCGUGUCAGUCUGCCGGCGGGGCCGGAUUGCUGCCGCAACCGCUGUCGCGGGCCCAAUUGUCUCCGGCCCGGUCCCCGGCCCAGCCUCAAACCGAGGCGCAGCCAGCGCGGCGGCAAGACUCGCCGUUUACGUACCCGCCCGAGGCGAUCGCCGCGGCCGUGGCGAUCUGCGGGCCGCAUCCCCGGCGGCCGGUCGUGCGGCCGCCGGCGCUGGAUGCGUCGGUGUUUCCCUCUUCUGGAUCUUCUGCGGCCGCGUCUGCGGCCGCGUCUAUUUCUGUGGCGCCGCCGGUGGCGGCGGCGGCGGUGGCGGCGGUAGAAGGGGCUGUGAUUGUGGCUGGUGCUGGUCGUGGUGGUCGUGGUGGUGGUGGCAGGAAACGGGGCAGACCGCCCCGCAGCGCCUCCGCCCUCCCGGCGUCCCAGACCGAGCGAGCUCCGGCGUCGAGACGGCUGCGAGGCGGAGCGGCGGCGGCGACGGCGAGGAGGAAAUAG